GGCGUCAGUGACGUGUCGACUUGAGCAGUGUAAACAGUGUGGAAAUAAGUUGUUUACGAUUUUAUAAACAGUUUUAAGUAUGAAAGAGUUCAAAUACGACGUUAAAACACUAAUUCAAGGCGUAAGGGACCGUCCGUGCCUUUGGAAUAAGAGCUUGGAAGUGUACAAAGACCGUUUGGAAAGGCGCAAUGCGUGGGAAGAAAUAUUCAACUUGAUGGACGAGAGUUACGAGAUGCUUCCUCCGGAGGAAAAACGGCUGACAGGCGAGCACAUCGUCAACAAAUGGACGAACAUUCGCGACACGUUCGUGAAAAGCCUCCGAGCGAAGAUGGGCAAGUCGAAGCGACGGUACAUUUACUACGACCUCCUCAAAUUCCUUAUCAGUGAGAUCCGAGGAGAGGACCAUGAGGAAGAAGAAUUCGUUGAGGAAGUCAACGUGCCUUAUAUGAAAGAAGAAAACCCGAGUGAGGGAGAAAUUGAACCCCGAAAAAGGUCGAAAAGACUGGAAAAAAGCGACGACUCGUGUACCCCAGUACAAGAGACUAGCUUUAAAGAACAUAUCACGAGAAAGAGAUCUAAAAAGAAGGAGACGGCAGAACAGACGAAGGUUUACGAAUCUAGUAACGACAUAGAUUUCGUAGAGGUUGAGGAUAGUGACCCCCGGUUGAUGAAUGAGGAUGAGGCGUUCUUCGCGUCCUUAUUGCCGACUGUAGUGAAGUACAAUGAGGAUGAGCGACUGGAGUUUAGGAUAGAGGUUCUGAACGUCAUGAAGAAACUGAAGGAGAAUAGAAGAUGGAGUAAUGGUGACCCAUAGACAAUUUUAAGCACUAUUUUUAGACUAGGAAUAUUUUUUUAUGUGAUUGACAAAAGACUAUAAAGCUGGCUGAAAGGAGCAAUAAAUCCAAAACAAUGUGAUUGUUUAUAUUCUUGUAUCAUUUAUUAUCCAGAACAUCACGUGUUUCUCAUACAAUUUUUAAAUUCAAUAUUUAAACUACAAGUGUGUAUAUUUACAAGAAUAUUAUAUCUACCCGCAAAAACCAACAAGACAAACGAUGCCGGACUGAGCCCGGCAACGAAGGAAACUAAUAGUGAACAUAUAAAUAAAAACAUGACUUUUUAAAAGAUACAUUUUAAUGAUCAUUUUCGUCUGCAGCAGUUUUAAAAAUAAGUUUACAUAAACAAGAAAACAUCAGGUUCAAUUAAUAAAAAAAAAUGAUGAAACUUCCUAAAGAUUAGUUUUCUUUACAGCUAAUAAGUUCUAAGUGAAAAGUUUAACAAAAACGCAUUGAAUACUGUAUGUUUGAUAGUAAUAUCGGAGGUAAAUUCACCUACAAUGUUUCGAACGAUAACAACAUCAUAUUGGAUUAUAUAAAAAUUGAAUCUUACGUUAAAAGAUGGCAGAAAAUUACUAUCCAAAACGGAACAAUUUACAUCGAGUUGUCGAUAAAAUACAAUAAUCAUUACACUGGAUUGAUUAGUGCCUUCGUCUUCUUUCCCUAAUACUCCUAUCUUACAGCUACAUGAAUUUCUGAAAUAUUGUUUAUUCGCCAACCCAUUGAGUGCAUUUCAGUUACAAUUUUCACUAUAAUACGUCCGCCCACUAAAUUCACUAAUUUUAAACACCCCUCUCUCUAUAUACAAUUCGGAAUGAGUCGCCCUUAACCGCGAAAUUAGAUUUUCGCUGAUAAAUGUCGCGACGUGAAUCGAUACAUGGGCAUUUUAUAUACAUAAGCGAUAAAAUACUGCGUGAAAUAAACUGUAUACGGCUCAGAGCCAAACAAAGCCGUGGGCAAAAGUACACCACUGGGCUCCUCGGUAUCAUAGAUAAACACUAUUAUAUCGGUACUAUAGUGACUAGAGACCCCCUUGAACAACGCGGGGACGAAGUAUAUAUUUACAUGGAUAUCAAAUUCACACUAGCUUAACACAUCGCUACUAUAAAAUGUUAAUAAUUUCUAUAAUAAUAUAGCGACAACGCCCUUUGGAACAAGCGCAGAAAACCGCGACAAACUCGCAUUGGCACGGAUAUUAACCACGAAUAAUGUUUACCAAAAAGGAAAUCUCAAAAAUAACACGCAUGAAGUUUAAACUUUAAAGCUCCCGUCGUCUUUGAAUCUUUCAAUUUGUGCAGUUCUCGUGGAAGUUGCUUAACAACUAAAGCUAAGCGUUAAUACAGUACCAAAACGAAACAA
Molecule: messenger RNA, 2192 nt
Organism: Ostrinia furnacalis (Asian corn borer)
Lineage: Eukaryota; Metazoa; Arthropoda; Insecta; Lepidoptera; Crambidae
Exons: 2
Coding region: 80-814 (244 amino acids)
Biological process (GO): regulation of transcription by RNA polymerase II
Cellular component (GO): transcription regulator complex; nucleus
Molecular function (GO): DNA binding
Source: RefSeq, a predicted model, not a curated record